Molecule: messenger RNA, 957 nt
Organism: Seminavis robusta
Lineage: Eukaryota; Bacillariophyta; Bacillariophyceae; Naviculales; Naviculaceae
Source: the annotation of a GenBank genome assembly
AUGCGACCACAAAAGGUGAACCAAGAUGCUCUCUUUCAUGCCACCUUGGCGACCAGCAACAACCGCCUUUACACCUGUGUGGGGGUACUCGAUGGACACGGCCUCAAAGGUCAUAUCGUGUCCCAAUUUUUGGCGCAACAACUGCCGUACCAUCUGCAAUCCCAUUUGCAAGACUUGUUGGGAGAAACUCUGACAAUAGUACAAACCCCAACAGGCUCGGAUUUUGACACUACUGCGACAACACCAAUAGAUUACACCGAAUUGGAAGCCAAAUUGAAAGCGCAGAGUGGAUUGUCCCAACAAGAACUGCUCUACCACGAAACAGAACCAAUACAUCAUCAAGCCAUGAUUCGGGCCUUUCACAGCGUUCAUUGGGCUGCCACGCAAGACACGCAAGUUCCUGCUGGUCGCAAUGGGGCUACCUGUGUCACGAUUCUUUGGGAUCAUCAAGACAACAUGAUGCACGUAGCUCAUGUCGGAGAUUCUCGUGUGAUUCAGGUUAUGAAUGAUAACAGCAACAAUUCGCAACACUCCGUAGAGCCACUGUCUGUAGAGACAACUGUCAAGGUUGACACCGAGAGAGAACGAAUCGAAGCGGGAGAAGGAUCCAUUCGAGGGACUAAUGUCUUUUAUGGACCCGUUGGAAUUGCCAUGACACGGUCCUUGGGAAACGCCGUCAUGUUGAGGGCAGGCGUCGUUCCAACUCCCAUUGUCAAGACAUUUCCAGCACCAACAAUCAGCAACAGUAAUAGUUUCCUAGUGUUGGCUACCGAUGGGAUUUGGGACGUUUUGCCCAAUGAUGCCGUCGCUCGGUUGGUACUGGAACACUCCCAAAACAUGCAGCAUGCCUGUAAAUCGCUCGCCGCAGAGGCCAGGCGAAAAUGGGUAGGAGACCUGCCCAUUGUAGAUGAAGAGAAAGUGGAUGACAUUACUUGCGUGGUGAUUCGACCUGUAUAA